Messenger RNA from Heterobilharzia americana, 1692 nucleotides. Lineage: Eukaryota; Metazoa; Platyhelminthes; Trematoda; Strigeidida; Schistosomatidae. The record is from the annotation of a GenBank genome assembly.
AUGACUGACGAUUCACAACAGCUUAAGAGUAAAUAUGAUAGACUUUGUGUAGAAUUCAAAAAGCUUCGUACAAAGUAUACAAUUUUAAAAGACAAUGAAAAUUCACAGAGACAACAGUUACAGGAGGUUAUAUUGAAGAAAGAUUUGUGUAUUGAAAAACUUGAACAAGAGAUACAUAACUUGAAAUCUUUAACUGGACAACAACAACUUUCAUUGUCACCACAACAACGACCAUCAUCAUCCCCAGCAACAACGACAACAACCUUAUCUGAAGGUUGUACGAUUUCUUCAUAUGAAAUGAAAUGUACUAAAGAUUUAAACAAAUUAGUAACAAUUUUAAAUAAAAGCAAUAAAAACAGUAAUGAUGAUAGUAAAGAGCUCAGUUCAGUAGAAUCAUUUCAUCCCAUACAUACUCUUCAUCCUCCUAACGAUAUCAACUCGAAGAGUGCUGAAUUUCAUGUCAAUGUGAAGAAGAAAAACUGUAAACUGUCUGGAAAUCAGCUGAUAUCAAAUGAAAUUCUAUUCAAUAAUUCUUCAGUGGGUAAUAUACAAGCAGUUUGUGUAAAUAUCGGUGUUCAAACCGAUUCAGUCUACUCAAUACUUAGUCCUAUGAUUACUGCUUCAUCGAUUUCUGCGCCUGACACCACGCAUACGGUUGAUGAAAGCGAUUCGAAGACUUCGUCUAUGAUAUUUGUAGAUCAAGUAGACAAUUGUAAAGAGUUACAGUUUGAAAAUUCCUCUUCCACUCUGAUCCCUGAUGAAUCAUUGGAUAGUAGUUAUUCAUUGAAUAAUGAAAUAGAUUGUAAUCAUUCUUCUAAGCAAAUAUCUUCAUCAUCUUUGAACAUUUACCAAAAUGUUAUCAAUACUCAGAAUAGAUCAGAUAUAAACAACUUAGCAUCCAGUAUAUCGUCUGUACAGACUGAAUUACCAAUAUCAUAUAUGAUGAGUACAUCUUCUACACCUACUCAUUUAUUAAUUGAUCAGUAUUUAAAAUCAUCUUUUCAAUUCAAUGAAAAGUUAUUAAUUGAACAAUUUACUAAUUUAUUAAAUAAUUGGAUAAAUUCAAUGAAAAUAAAUAAUGAAAAUAUUUAUAUAAUAGAUAAACAAAAAAUUGACAAUAUUCUUAUCAAUCGUAUUAUACAAUUAGAAAGUCAAUUAUGUGAUGUUUCAUUACAAUUUCAACUUGAACAUAAACGUCGAUUGAAAGAACAUCAGGAAUUGGAAACUGAUGAAGAUAGCAAACAUGUAGAAAAUAAUACUGUUGACAACUGUAAUGAAGAAUCUGUAGAGAUUGUUAAUUUACGUAGUACAAUGAUGCGACGUAUACGUUCCGCAAUCGAAGAGUCUUUAUACUUUGCAUCUCGAGCUAAUCUUCUACAAGAUGAGCUUGAAUCUCUUCUCCCUUGGAUACUACAACUGAUCGAUUUAAAUGAAAAGCAACAAAUAGAAAUUAGAACUUUAAAUGAGCACAAUAAAUAUUUACAACAACAACUUGACUUGACAAAAACAAAUACUGUAAAACAAGUCAAUGAAAUGGCUAAAUAUAUGGUAAAUUUAACUGAUGAAUUACAAUGUCUACGUCAAACUGUUUAUAUGAAUCAUGAUAUUAUGCAUAAGACUGAUGAAUAUAUAUCUCAGUCAAAUGAUAAUCAAUUGAAAAAAAAUACUCUAUUUAGCGUUUUAAAACGAUAA